GUUCUGUUUCAUCAGCGAGUUCAUUGUGAAUAUAUACAGGACAAAGAAGAAGCAACGCAGCACAAUUUUGUGUUUUGGUAAAAAUUUGUUAAUUUUAAUUGUAAAAUGGCCACGGCAUUGAAAAGGCCGCAUUCCUUAACGGAAACGAUCGAGAUUGGUUCGAAGCCUCAGAAAAAAAUUCGCAUUCAAACAACAGCUAAGGUUAAUAAGAGCAGCCAUAUAUUGCAAAUUUUGGCAGCAUUGGAGGGAGUUCCUCUCGGUCACGGUCAGCAAGGCAGCAAGGAUCUACUCGAAGUAUUGGUGAAGAUAGCAGAUGAGCUUGUAUUGGAUGAUGCACAAAUUGCUGAAUCACAAGAUGUCAUACACCGUCUAAUGGAAAUAUUCCGCCAAGAGCGGGAUGGUGACACCACUGUCCGUGUGAAAAUCCUCGGUUUACUUGCCGAUUUUUCCGAUGUACGAAUACCUGAGGUGGUCAACGCUUUAGUCGAUGGCAUCAUUGGAAUAUUAAAACAUGAGAGGUCACAAAAAGUUAUUGCACAAGGCUUAUAUGGUUUGCACAAGAUUGGCAUACAAAAUAUAAAACUCUUACCGUCAACGCAUGUCACAAAAAUUGCCCACUUUGCGCAACAGCAGCUCACAUCAGAAUCCUACCAUACACAUAAAUAUGCUUUGUUGGUACUGUCAGCUUUUGUAACACUAAAUGAUGCCCGAAAAGGUGUAAUGGAUUUAAUAGGACAUUAUGCAGAUUCACAAGAUUCGGGAGUACGUGCGCAGGCAUUGAGAUCUAUAUUAUGUCUAGGCGAGCGCGGCGCAACUCUAUCACCCACACUUUACCAACGUGCUGUAGAAGCUAUGAAAGACGAUUAUGAAUGCGUACGGAAAGAGGCUCUGCAAUUAGUAUUCCAACUGGGCAUAAGUCAUCCCGACCACAUGAUACCUGGUGAAGGGGAGGAAGACGAGGAAAUACGCCUGAUCGAUGCCGCAUUUGGUAAAGUCUGUGGAGCACUCUGCGACCUUUCUAUACAGAUACGUACACAAGCUGCAGAGCACUUAGGUCUUAUGACGCAAGUCAGUUCAGAGUUUUUGCAUCAGACUUUGGAUAAAAAAUUAAUGAGUAAUUUACGUCGAAAGAAAACGGCUCAUGAACGUGGUGCACAAUUAGUGGCGAGUGGUGAAUGGUCGACUGGGAAACGGUGGGCUGAUGACGCACCGCAGGAACGACUUGAUUCUAAAUCUAUAUCGCUUGUAGCCAGUGGGGCUUGUGGGGCGCUAGUGCAUGGGUUAGAGGAUGAAUUUUUAGAAGUGCGUACAGCUGCAGUGGAUUCAAUGUGCAAAUUGGCUUUAUGCAACCCAGAUUUCGCAGUAACAUGUCUGGAUUUUCUAGUAGAUAUGUUCAACGAUGAAAUCGAAGAUGUACGCCUGAAAGCAAUUUAUAGCCUUACCGCCAUAGCGCGCCAUAUUGUGUUACGCGAGGAUCAACUAGAAAUAAUGCUGAGUUCAUUGGAAGACUAUUCAGUCGAUGUACGCGAGGGAUUGCACUUGAUGUUGGGAGCUUGUCGUGUUUCCACACAGGCAUGCCUUCUGAUGGUUGUGCAAAAAUUGCUUGAUGUGCUUUCCAAAUAUCCUCAAGACAAGAACUCUACUUUCGGUUGUAUGCGCAAAAUUGGGCAGAAGCAUCCCGACCUCUGCAUGGCCGUCACAUCUCACCUCCUGCAAGAUCAUCCGUUUUUUGACAGCGCAGAACGUGACGUAGAAGACCCCGCCUACCUUUGUAUACUGAUUUUACUUUUCAACGCCGCAGAGCACUUAGUGCCGUUAAUAAGUUUGUUUCCAGAUGUAACACUGAAACACUAUGCGUAUCUUCGCGACGCUAUGCCCCAAAUCGUACCUCAAUUACCCAUUGAAGGUGCUUCCACUACGAAACCCAUCAACCCUUUAAAAGGCGCACAGAGUUCUCGAGAGUACUUAAAUACAAUACUACAACAUAUACACGAUGUUUUUAGUAUAGUUCGCGAUCGAGUUCCAUUGUUGAAGACAGCCCAGAGCAAUUUGCAACGUCUAGGUGCAAUCGAUCCGGAAAUGUUCGGUACUGCAAAUUUUUUGGAAACAUACUUGGCGGGGCAAAUACAAUUAGAUCAGCUUCAAAGCUGCACAAAUACGCAGCGCAGUCGCGCACCACUAAAAGAGUCAUUAGCGCAACUGAUACGUAAUUGCCUUAAAUUGCAACACAUCUUCUCUGGGCUCACAUAUGGUGACAUGUUACUUGUAAAGCAAAUUUGCUUGCGCGCUUGUGCACUGCAUCUUGUGCUUAUUGUACGGGAUCGCUCUCAAAGUGCACUUGGCCCCUGUCAGAUGCUACUUCAAACAGCUGCAGACAUCAGCAACUUCCUAGAUGACAAGGAAGAGUUCCAACCAGAUCCAUUUACAACAUCAUUGCUUACGCAGUUAAGUAACAUUUCGGAUCCAAAGCCCGGAAGAGUAUUUCGCGAAAUUUUGCCGCUAGUACAAAGAGCUUCGCCCGUGCGUAUGCCUCCGGCGAAUGUCAACAUACGUAUGUGUGUAGCACGAAUUAUUGAGCCAUGUGCACAAAUGGCACAGGACAAUGUCAUUAAAGUAACUGCUGGAUUAAUUGCAGCGCUUCCUUUUGUUGCGGAAUUUGACAAUUUACAAGAAACUCAAAAACAAGAAAUGCGUAUUAAAAUUAAAUAUCCUGAUCAACAUGUUCACACGGUGGUGCCAAAGUUGUCUGACUUCAAGAAAAUUAUGACCGAGCAGGGCGAGCACGAAACUAGCAUGCGAUUGCGUACUACUAUUUUGCUCUCGCAUAGCGUCUGGACAGAGGCAUCGUCAGUCGACAUUACGUUGUGCUUAUCUGUGAGGCCGGGUACUGAGUUAGAGUUGUGUAAACCCGCGAAAAUACUAUUCGCACCAAAACCAGUUCGACGUGGCAUAUAAGAUGGUAAUAGAAACAGUUUUGUCAUGCAUGUAUGUAUGGAUGUAUAUAUGCACCAAUGUAUGUAUGUAUAAUCUCGAUAAGAAAUUUAAAGUAAAUUACAUACCAAUUUGUGUAUUAGAAAUAAAUGUAGAUGAUCUGUAUUGACGAAAAAGUGAGACAUAUAUUUUCCAUAAACAAUAAAAAUAAUGUAUUAA
This is a messenger RNA of Rhagoletis zephyria (snowberry fruit fly), 3150 nucleotides long. RefSeq names its product integrator complex subunit 4 (gene IntS4). Gene Ontology annotation, cellular component: integrator complex. The record is from RefSeq and is a predicted model, not a curated record. Gene Ontology annotation, biological process: snRNA processing. Lineage: Eukaryota; Metazoa; Arthropoda; Insecta; Diptera; Tephritidae.